Messenger RNA from Closterium sp. NIES-67, 4996 nucleotides. The record is from the annotation of a GenBank genome assembly. Lineage: Eukaryota; Viridiplantae; Streptophyta; Zygnematophyceae; Desmidiales; Closteriaceae.
GUUCACUUCAAGCUCCUGCCACUGCUCCUGCCACUGCUCCUGCAACUGCUGCUGCCACUGCUGCUGCCCAGCCGUUAGGGUUAUUGCACACUCCGCAUGCUGCGAGGCCCGCCCCUAACCGCUUCUUACGCUCGCUUAUCCACCACAGGCCAGUUUUAGGUUUCCGGCUGACGCUUAUGUUUAUCCUUUUUCCAAGGCUCCCGUCUUUUCUUCGUCGGUUCUCGCGUAUAGCAGCUCGCGGUAUUUAACUAGCCUCUAUUCUCCUUGGUCGACUUUCAAUGUCUCUGGAAUGUUCCCGUAGACGCCUUUCCGACAAUUCGUUGACCUGUCCUUCACUUUCCUCCAGCCACCUCUGAAGCCGCGACGCCGCUCUAUGAUUUCUAUAUUGAGAAGGAAUAGUUAUUUAGCAUCCAAAGAAAGAAGCAAGCUGGCCUCGCGUUCGACCUUCGAAUUGCAGGUCAAGUAGUAAGAGGCGUUGGGUUCUUCCCAGAUAUUUACUGCUUUCGCCGUAUUUUUUAGCCCCCCCUGCUCUCUUGCCAGUUCGUCCAGCCGUGUAGUGACAGUGCGCAGCCGGAAAUGCUCAGUGACCCAUGUUCGUCGUAACUUCGCAGCAUUGAUCUAUUUUUAAAGCGCUAGCUUCUCUGUCGGCUUUCUUAAAGCUCCUCCCCCCCGGAGCGUUUCUAUCGCGUAUCAAUCAGGACCUGCAGUCACCACUAGCGGCUUCCCAUACCGUAACAGGGUAACCCGACGACAGCCAUGUCUGUGGAAGCUUUCGAGAAAUCUCCCGUCAUUCUUGCCGCAGCGUGACCUUUCACAGCUUCCGCUCAUCGCGGCGGAAAACACGGAGCCAAUCCCCGCAGCUAGUCUUCCGCAAUGGCCCCUGCGAAGCCGGCAGGAGGGGGGAGCGCAGGGGGAGGAGCAGCUUCGGAGAACCUUCCAGGUCUCAAAGCCGGCAAAGGCGGCGGCGGAGGAGGGGCGCAUGGCGGAAGCGGAGCUGGCGGAACCGGGGGAGUUCACGGGGGAGGGGGAGGGGGAGGGGGAGGCGGAAGCGGAGGCUUAGGGGGCGGAGGAGCAAUGGGGGAAAGAAGCGCGAUGGUUGGCGGAGGGCUUGGGGGAGGCGGAACAGGAACCAGCGGGUUUUCCAGCGCAGGCGCCAGCAUGGGGAUUAUUGGCGGAAGCACCAAUAAUAAUGGUCUCAGCGGUAGUGGCAAUGUCAGUGGUAUGGCCGGGGGCGGCAAUACCGGCGGUAUGAGCUGCGGCGGUGGUGGCGCUGGUGGGGGGAAGAUGGCAAACGGCAUAGGCGGCGGGCUUAACCCGCAAUCGUUUGGCGCGCAACCGUCGCUCCUAAGCAAUGGCGCGGCGUCGGGGGGGAGCUUCGAGGCGGAGAGAUUAAGGACGUACCGCAAGUGGUUCCACGAGCUGGACGCGCAGCGCAUGGAGUUAAUCUCCACCGGCACCAAGGGACCGACUCUUAAGCUACUGGAGUGCGAGAUCCGGUGUCUGGAGGAGCUCAUAAUGCUCGGCACAAAGCUCGGCGCGCUCUGCUGCACGCCCAUAGGGGGGGACGCGGGCAGGCUGAAUGCGCCAUCCGUCACUGCCGUUCCUGGAAAGGCGCGCCUAGGUAGUGGGGUGGAUUCCUGGCCGUCGGAUGAUCCGCUAUCUCCAGUGGACGGCCUGGAUCUCUCGCUGGUCACUGACAUGCUGCUCCUCUCUGCCACGUCACCAUGGACUGUCUACGUGGCAGACAGGACGAAUUGGCGGCUGUGCUACGUGUCUCCCAGCGUGCGUAGCAUGCUGGGGUGGCGGCAGGCGGAGCUGGUGGGCGAACAUGGCUUCGCUGGCUGCCAUGCGGACGACAUGGGCCAUGUGCAGCGGAUGGUGGACGAGCGUCGCUCCCCGCCCCCCAUGGGCCCCACCUCCGCUGCGUCGCGCCUCUUCCGCUCGGGGUCCGCUGGGAGCCCCAGGGGGGUGGGCGUGGGGGAUUCCCUGGGCAGCAGCCCGGGCGGCAGUGUGGGCGGCGGCUGCGUCUUCUACCGCAGGCUGAGACGGAACAGGAGUUAUGCGACUGUGCAGGCGACGGGAAGGGCGCUGGGUGCGAGGUGGUUUGCGUGGAUCGAGUUUGUCACCGACGACUCGUCAGCCCCCCUGUCUCUUGACAACUGGUCCCCAGAUUUAACAAUGUCGCCCACAACGCUGCUCUCCCCCAUGGAGUCUCCCUCCAGCCCACACAACAUCUCCUCCCUUAAGCGCCGCCCCGUGGGUAUUGGCACUAGCAGCCGAAGCGCCGCUGGCUUAAGUGGCGCCGGCUUAAGUGGGGGCGCUUUAAGUGGCGGUGCUUUAAGUGGCGGCAGCCUGGGCGGUGGGAGUUUAAGUACCGGCGGGCUGGGCGGCGGGGGUCUGAUUGCUGAUGACCUAGGGGGGUCCGGGGGUGUGGGUGUGGGUGGUGGCAGUGGUGGUAGUAUAAUCAACAGUUUAUCUCUAACUCGCGCUCGAGACAGGGACAGGGACAGGGAAAGAGAUAGGGAUAGGGACAGGGAUAGGGAUAUUUCUCCUCUCACUCGGCUCCAUAUGGGGCUAGGGUUAGAGACGUCUAAGGACAGCCUGCACAGGGUGGGCAUGGGCUUGGGUUUAGGACUGGAUAUUAAAGACAUGGAUGCCUCUCUGCGCCGCCGGCCUAAUAGCAGCAGCGGCGCCGCAACCGGCAUGGGUGGGGAAGGGGCAGAACUGCUGUCCGCAUUUUCCUCUCUGCCCUUCCGCACGCCCACUGAGAUGGACGAUUUCAGGCGGAAACUAGAGAGCAUGAGGCUUGACUUGGCUGGGAGAGGGCCGGGAAAGAGCUGGGUUGGGGGGGGAGGGGGAGGGGGCGGAGGGGGCGGAGCAGGGGGAGGGGGGGGAGCGGGAGGGGGAGGGGGAGGAGGGGGGAGUGGAGGGGAGGGCGUGGGGGGGAGGAAGGGGGAGAAGGCGUGGGGCCAGCACCUGGGGACGGUGAAGGAGGGCAAUGAGGAGAAGGGCGCCUAUGCGCGAAGGCUGCUCAACAGCCGGUGGCUCCCUGGGGAGUUCGGCAACGAAAUGGACGGGCUGUCAAAGGAAUCAAGCCAGCAGAACAGGUACGAUAGAACAGGUACGGUAGAACAGCAGUUUGGAUUCCAACGAGGAGGUGCAGCAGAUAGUCAAGAUGCGGGUGGAGAUGGAGAGGCAGGCUUCAGCAGCAUCAGCAGCAGCAGCAGCAUCACACGGGCCCUCCACUCGCCUAGGCAUGGGCAUGGGCAUGGGCAUGGGUAUGAGCAAGGGGCUAUCAGCCAUAGGUGCCUCUGCUGCUUCCUCCUCCUCUGCCUCUGUUGCUGCCGCUCGGCGUGCUGCAGUGCUGGACCGGGCUUUAGGGGGGAGUGGAGGGAUGGAGGGGAGGGCUAUGGAUGGGAGAGGAGUGGAGGGGAGGGGGGGUGCAGGGGAGGGUCGGGAUCGUUUUUUGAUACGGGGCAAAAGGUGAAGCAGAAGGCAGGCUCGGGUGCUGGUUCGGGGGUUGGUUCGGUGCUUGACGGGCCUACAGCAGCGACGCUUAGGAAAGUGUUAGAUGAUGACGAUGAUGACGAGGAGGAGGAGGGAGAGGAGGGAGAGGAGGAAGAGGAGGAAGAGGAGGAGGACGACGAGGAGGAGGAGGAUGGUGGGAGCGUUGUGGAUAGGAGCGUACACGCCCCCGUGUACAAAAGGGCAGCAACUGCUUCAAAAGUCUCGCGGGAGGAACUUUUUCACCUGCCCGUGCCGGAUCCCAGCCAGUACAAUCGUUCGCGAAGCGUGCCCAAGUCGCACGACCGACUAAAAGGGGGCAGAGGAGGAGGGGGUGAUGGGGGAGGGAUUAACUCAGCAGAAAAGGGCGAUCGCGGGGAGACGGGAGAGAGAGGAGAAAAGGGCGAGAGGGGAGAGAGGGGAGUGUUAAGCCGAGGGGGGAGCGCUGGAGGCCCCACAAAGACCCUAUUUCUUGAAGCGAGUGGCUCUACAGCGGGGAUGGACCUCUCUUUAUCGCCCCGAGGGGGGGACAGAGGCCUCGAAAGAGGAGGUGGGGGCGGAGGUGCGGGAGGGGGGGAGCGAGGAGCAGGGGCAGGAGGGGGGGCAGGAGGGGGCGCAGGGGGCGGUGUGCUGACGGUGUCGAAGCCGUGGAGCCCCCUGCCUCUCACAGCGGCCAACCCGAUGGGGGCAGCGAGAGGAGCCAAGUCAUUUACUGGGGGGUCGGCGUUUUUGGAAUCCCUGCCAGAAGAGGACAAGAAGCUGAUUCGCGGGUUCAAGGUGCUGGUAGUGGAGGACGACAUAGUCAACUGCACCAUCAGCCGGCAACUGCUGGAAACCCUCUCCUGUCGAGUCACCCUCACGCGCAACGGCCGUGACGCCCUGGACCUCAUGCGCGGGGGCACGGACCCCGAGCUGCAGGCGCAGGAGGCGGCUCUAGAAGCCGCAGGGGGCGCGCAGGACGGCGCGGAGGUGCCGCCGCAGUUUGACCUGGUGCUGAUGGAUCUGAACAUGCCGGUGAUGGAUGGCAUCAAGGCGGUGGAGCAGUUCAGGGAGUGGGAGGAGCUGGCUGAACCCAGACGGCAGGCCACUCUGAUAUUCGCAGUCACUGCUAAUGUCUCAGACGGGUACAUGGUGAAGUGCGCGCAAAAGGGUUUUGACGAGUUCCUGAGCAAGCCGCUGACACCGGAGAAGCUGCUCAACCGCCUCAGGGAAGUCUGCAGGCGACAAACCAUCCAUCGGGCACUCUGAGCAUUACCCUGUUAGAGUUAUAAAGAGUAUGCGAGUUAGCUGUGAAAGGGGAUUCAGGAUAUCUGGGGUCUCAUCUCAUGGUGUGGUAGGGUGUGGUGAUGCCUUCCUUUCAUUGGUCUUGAGUGGACCUACGUGUGUGAGUGAGCCUUGCUUCUAGUUCUCCAAUUGCUUAAGUGAGCUUUCACUUGCUUGUAAAUGCAUUACUAUAAGUCGUUUAAAUCAUUUCCAAGGAUUGUUGUGAUUG